UUACAAACUUGUAUUAUUUGUAGCUUUACAAGGUUGUACUAUAUCGGAUUUCACAAGCAUUACAGCUUGUAGGAAGUAUGGCAUCAACAGGAAGACAAACAAGGUCAAGGAAGAGAAAAGCCAGUAAUAGUGCCAGUGAUACAUCUGAAGAAAUCACUGAUAAGUACAUCAAAGACAUUCUGAAGAAUAAACAGAUAUUAGAAAAUAUUUGUGGACAGUCAAGCUGUACAGAUGAUUCCAGCAAAGGUUCACAGUAUGAAAAACUUUCAAAGAAGAUAGAGGAUUACACUUGGGUUCAGUGUGAUAAUGUAGACUGUCAGAAAUGGAGACAGAUUGCUAACAGUGUAGCCCAGGAGUUAAGUGACGAGAGCCAGUGGUAUUGUUACAUGAACAGCGACACACCCUACAAUAGCUGUAGUAAACCAGAGGAGGACUACACAGCAUAUGAUAAACUUGCUAAGAAACUAGGCUUUAAAUAUGUCAUGUCACAGCUUACUGAAGGAGUCCUGGUUUGGGCUAAAAUGCAUGGUUAUUGCAGACAAUUUCCUGCAAGUUAUUUUGAAAGACUGGUAAUGUGGCCAGGUAUUGUAACGAAGGAUCCCAUCACAGAGUAUUGUAUGGAUGUGGACUUUGAAGGCAAUCCUACCCACUAUCACAUUGAGUACCUAGGUAAAAACCAUAGUCAUGCCUGGAUAGCAGCUGCUAAUAUCACAUUGUAUGGUCACAAGGAGGAGAAAAGUCCUGAGAAGUCAAAAAUAAAAAAAAAGAAAAGAGGAAGGAAAAAGAAAACCUUGACAAGUCAAAGCAGUGGGUUGUAUAAAAAGAAAUACAAACAAACACUAGUUGAUGAUGCUAUACAAGAGGCUGAAAGAAUGAUGGAUCAAGGUGUUGACGAUCGACUAAAACAUAUCACAUUCUUACCAAAAAAGUCAUUAGGAGAAUCAACUGUGGAAAUAAAAACUGAACCACCAGAUGAAUUUAGUUUAUUGGAUGAAAAUAAAAAUAAAUUGUAUUUGACUAAAACUCCAGAGGCCGAUAAAAAGAAGUCAUCUGGAAGAAGAAAAUCUACCAAGACACCAUUACAGAAGGAAUUGAAAACAUCAAAGGUCAAGCAAAGAGUUCAAAAAUCAGUACAGGUACAAGAUUUUGCUAGCAGGUCAAAUGUUCAGGUAUCUUUUGAGUCAUCUUGUAUAACAAGCACUAACCUUCAACAGAUCAAGGGCACUAACUCUCAGAAGAAAUGUAGACAGAAGGUUGUUGUAAAAAAAGAAACAGAUGAUAUAUUAUCAGAGGGCACACUUGUUCUGGCUAAACUGGAUGGAUAUGACAAAUGGCCAGCAGUGAUGACAAGAGAUCCACAUUCAGGACUACAGUUUGAAUUGGAUAGCAACAAUCAGCUGUCUACAUACCAUGUUGAAUUCCUAGGACUAUCACAUACUCAUGCAUGGAUUAAAGCUGAUAGAGUUCGUCUAUAUUCUAAAGAUAACAUGGAUGAUAGCCAGUCCCAGUCUAGUGAAAAAAGUCAGAAGAACAAAUUUAAAAAGAAAUUGACAUCACCAAAGAAUAAGCCUUCUAAAGUGAUUCUACAGAAGUUAGAGAAAUCUAAAAAGGAAGCAGAUUGUAUGAUGAACCUAUCAAGAGAACAAAGAUUGACGUUAUGUAAAUUCAGAUUUUUCCAAGACAAUCAUGAAACAGAAGAUUUUCAGUGUAAAGAUAGUGGUUUUGAGAGCUGGAAUUACCCAGCAUCAUCCGGUAGUUCAGCCAUUAGUUCUGCUGAAAACUUUGCUUGUUCUAGACUGCAGUAUAACACAUCAUUAGUAGACAGAUCUAAAGAAGAGAGGUUUAAACUUGAUGUAGAGAUGUACAAGAAAAAUGAGAAAGCAUUUCUUCAUGACCUGUCAAGAUUUAUGAAGAGGAACAACCUUAGUGUAAAUCUGACUGCUCAUUGGCACCAUAUACCUGUAGGAGCUUUUCAGCUUUUCCUUGCUGUACAUGAACGUGGAGGAUACCAGGAGAUUUGCAGAAAGAAGCAAUGGACUGCAGUAUUCAGAGAACUAACAGAAACACAGCUAGCUGCUGGUCCUGCUCCAAAGAAAUUUUACCUCAGGAAUAUUUAUGCAUAUGAAUUGUAUGUAACCAAUGGUGAUUUUGAGGCUGAGUUAAAGCGACUACAGAGCAAAAGAAAGAAGAAAUCUGUUGGAGAUGUGAUGAUUGAAGAUGAUACAGGGAGUUAUACUAAUGUUGAUGUUGAUCCUGAUGAGGAUGGUGAUGCUGACUCAGAUGGUUUAGCAGCAAUGUUAGCAGAUCUGGAAGAAUACAGUUCACUUUGUCAGUUAGAAGAAGAUAUUGAAGCUGAGAAAAAGAGAAUGGGAAUCAAUAUAUCUUAUCAUGAGGAUUCUCCUUAUACCAAAGCUUCUCCAGGAGUCAAAUAUGUUAGCACUCCAUCGGAAUUUGACUGUCCUACAUCACAUGGAAAUCACAAGAAGCAGCAAGAAGUACCUGAGACAAUGUUUUCUGUUUCAAGUGAAGAUUCACAGAAUGACUUGGUAUUUCACCAGAUGGAGAGAAUUGUUAAUGAGGAUUUAUUAUAGUAUCUAUCUUGAUACUUGAGAAAAAACA
This is a messenger RNA of Mytilus trossulus (common blue mussel), 2619 nucleotides long. RefSeq lists its product as uncharacterized. Gene Ontology annotation, molecular function: zinc ion binding; DNA binding. NCBI's taxonomy places the organism in Eukaryota, Metazoa, Mollusca, Bivalvia, Mytilida, Mytilidae. The transcript has 17 exons. Gene Ontology annotation, cellular component: nucleus. The record is from RefSeq and is a predicted model, not a curated record. Bases 78 to 2591 code for a protein of 837 amino acids.